AUGCCGGCCGAGAGGCGUUCUUUGAGAUCGAACAGCAAGUCAGAUACCUCUUCGUCUGCUAACGGUGAUAAGGGUCGCUCUACCUCGCAGAGCUCAAGCUCCAACAAGGACAAGCCCGCGCUUACCCGCGCCGCUGCCAACAAGGCCAAGUCGUCCAAAGCUGCUUCAUCGAACAACAGCGCCUCCAACUCCGGGAUGGGCGAACAGCGAGAACAGCCGCAAACCAACGGCUCCGAUCCGACGGAGAAUGGCGUGAAUGGCGCUGAAGACGUGGAGAUGGGAGAGGAUACGGCAGGUGGGCCUACAUCCUCAUUCAACGCCAGUAAGGAUCGGCAAGGUGACGAGAAGAUGACUGUUGUAGUGCCCCCCACCAAGGGUUCGAGGCUAUCCGGCGAUAAAGGCCAGGACCAGGAAGGUGAUGUCGCGAUGGAGGGUGCCGAGGGCGAUGAGAAGCCCGAGGAGGUUGACCCCAAGACCAAGGCUAUCCAAGACAUCAAGACCAACUUCUCACUCCUCGAGCGUGCCGUCGCCCACUUCGAUCCUCGAUUUACCCUCCGUGUUCUGCGAUCGAUAUCGUCCAUGCGCAAGCACAUCACUUCCGAUGUGCUGGCGGAAAUCAUAGUCGAGACUUAUCCCUCCUCCAACUCCACAGCAUCCUUCUUGCUCGAGGCGAUUGACCAAGCGGGUGCUUUUGGAUCGGCGGACAACUCCAAGAUGGCCGUCGAUUCGGAGAAAACCAAGUCGACUCCCAAAGAGAUCUUGCCCGAGAUCGAUACCUAUCUCUCUAUACUCGUCCAGAUCUACCUAUACGAUCGGAAGGAGAUUCAGAAGGGCGCCCAGUUUUCCACGAACCUGAUCGAGCGUCUGCGGACCAUCAACCGCCGGACUCUCGACUCACUGGCAGCUCGCGUGUACUUUUACUACUCUCUCUUCUUUGAGCAGAUUGUACCUCUUCCCCCGUCUCCUACCGCCCCAGUCACCUCGAUCCGCCAGCCGCUGCUCGGAGCUCUGAGGACGGCUGUGCUUCGCAAGGAUGUCGACACCCAGGCUACUGUGAUGACAUUGCUGCUGCGUAACUACCUGUCUACAUCUCACAUUUCACAGGCAGACUUGCUCAUCUCUCACAACCGCUUCCCCGCUGCUGCAUCCAACAAUCAGAUUGCCCGGUACCUGUACUAUCUCGGUCGCAUCCGUGCUAUCCAGCUGCAGUAUACCGAUGCUCACGGACACUUGAUCGGUGCUACCCGGAAGUCGCCGUCGAGUCACGUUGCGCGUGGCUUCUACCAAGCCUCUCACAAGUUGCUGGUGGUGGUUGAGCUUCUCAUGGGCGACAUUCCCGACCGAGCAAUUUUCCGCCAGGCCGCCCUCGAGCGCGCCAUGCACCCCUACUUCCUACUGGUGCAGGCCGUCAGCGUGGGUGACCUGGAUGGAUUCCUGAACAUCGUCAACACACACAGCGCGACGUUCCGGAAAGAUGGCACCUACACGCUCAUCCUGCGUCUGCGACAGAAUGUGAUCAAGACCGGUAUCCGCAUGAUGUCGCUGUCGUACUCCCGCAUUUCCCUGCGGGACAUCUGUCUUCGAUUGGGAUUGGACAGUGAAGAGUCGGCAGAGUACAUUGUCGCCAAAGCCAUUCGAGACGGAGUCAUCGAGGCCAGUCUGGACCACGAACGAGGGUUCAUGAAAAGCAAGGAAGUUGGUGAUAUCUACGCCACUCGGGAGCCCGGUGAGGCAUUCCACGAGCGUAUCAGGGCCUGCUUGGCUCUCCACGAUGAAAGUGUCAAGGCCAUGAGAUUCCCCAUGAACCAGCACCGUCUCGAGUUGAAGAGCGCACAGGAGGCCCGGGAACGGGAGCGGGAGUUGGCGAAGGAGAUCCAGGAAGGAGACAUGGAUGACGAGGAUGCUGGGGGUGAUUUCGAUGCCAUCUAA
Messenger RNA from Aspergillus affinis, 1929 nucleotides. Its product is annotated as proteasome regulatory particle lid subunit RPN3. Gene Ontology annotation, molecular function: enzyme regulator activity. Bases 1 to 1929 code for a protein of 642 amino acids. NCBI's taxonomy places the organism in Eukaryota, Fungi, Ascomycota, Eurotiomycetes, Eurotiales, Aspergillaceae. The transcript is spliced from 3 exons. The record is from RefSeq and is a predicted model, not a curated record. Gene Ontology annotation, cellular component: proteasome complex; proteasome regulatory particle, lid subcomplex. Gene Ontology annotation, biological process: ubiquitin-dependent protein catabolic process; regulation of protein catabolic process.